Messenger RNA from Symbiodinium sp. CCMP2592, 1551 nucleotides. The record is from the annotation of a GenBank genome assembly. Lineage: Eukaryota; Dinophyceae; Suessiales; Symbiodiniaceae.
AUGGCGGGGUGGGGAGACGAAGUUUGGAAGGAUGACGACAAGGUCCGCGUACUGCACGGUCAGCAUGUCGAACCGUGGAAGACCUUCGACGAGUGCUCUGGCUCCUGGCGAUUCCCUGCAGGACUAAUGCAGUUCCUCAAAGAUGCUGGCUUCAGAUGCCCUACGCCAAUUCAGGCUUACACUUGGCCAGUACUCAUGGAGGGCAAGGAUGUUAUCGGCGUGGCCAAGACCGGGAGCGGCAAGACUCUCGGAUACCUUCUGCCAGGAUACAUCAAGGUGAAAAGGAACGAAGGCAAGAGCUUCGACCCCAGCAGGGGUCCAGGCAUGCUGAUCAUGGCACCAACACGCGAACUGUGCCAACAGAUCUUCGAAGAGUCUGAGCGCUUCGGCAAGCCAGCGAAAAUUGAUACUGCCUGCGUCUAUGGAGGUGCGCCUAAAGGACAGCAAGUCCGUCAGCUACGGAAUAGCCCCCACUGCGUGGUCGCCACACCUGGGCGUUUGAACGACUUCCUGUCGAAUCGGGAGCUCCAAAUCAACCAGUGCGAGUACCUGGUCCUGGACGAGGCGGAUCGGAUGCUGGACAUGGGCUUCGAGCCACAGAUCAGGGAGCUCAUCAACUAUUUGCCAGGACAGAGGCAAACUGCUCUCUACACCGCUACAUGGCCUCGCGAAGUCAAGGAAAUCGCUUCACGACUGACGCAGGAUGCCGCUCACAUUCAAGUGGGUUCCGAAGACUCGGCUUCAGCAAACGCCGACAUUACGCAGCAUAUCGUGAGAGUCGUCAACGAGAAGGACAAAAUGCGCUUCCUCGAGGGUACCAUCUUCCCGGAGUUGCAGAGAACAGGUGGAUCUGGCCUGAUCUUCGUGAAGACGAAGAAAGCAGCCUCGGGAUUGUAUCGUCUCCUGGAAUGCACUCAGAGAUUUGGAGCAGCAAGUGCGAGCAAACCGAGCUCCCCAUACUGCACAUUGGCGUGCAACUGCCCAGAUGAGCUUUCGCGCGUCGGAGCGCCCAUCGUUUGCCUUCAUGGCGACAUGGACCGAAGUGUUCAACUGAGUCUUGUGACCGAACGUCCCAUGCCAGCAGAACAUAUCCGUGAGGACCAGUCCGGGCGCGAUCAUGCUCUCCACGCCUUCAAGACUGGCAUGGCAAAGGUCUUUGUUUUGGUUGCAACUGACGUGGCCCAGCGAGGCCUGGACAUCAAGAACGUUGCGUUUGUUGUGAAUUACGAUGCGCCUUCGAACUUGGAGGACUACGUGCACCGAAUCGGAAGAACCGGUCGAGCAGGUGAGAAGGGAGAUGCCUACACUUGCUUGUACGACUCAGACAGCGGAAUUGCCAACCAGAUCAAGAAAGUUUUCCAGAAGACCGGCCAGCAAAUCCCUCGCGACCUCGUGGAGAUCGCAAGUGGGGGAGGUGGCAUCGCUCAAGGAUGGGGCCGCGGCGGUGGCGGUGGCGGCGGCGGCGGGCCUGUCCUUAACGGCCAGUGGGGUGGCAAGUACGCGCAGAACGGAGGAGGAGGAGGAUACGGCGGCGGUGGCGGCGGCUGGUGA